Orbicella faveolata is the source of this 689-nucleotide messenger RNA. RefSeq names its product dynein axonemal heavy chain 7-like. Gene Ontology annotation, biological process: microtubule-based movement. NCBI's taxonomy places the organism in Eukaryota, Metazoa, Cnidaria, Anthozoa, Scleractinia, Merulinidae. Gene Ontology annotation, cellular component: dynein complex. The record is from RefSeq and is a predicted model, not a curated record. Gene Ontology annotation, molecular function: ATP binding; calcium ion binding; dynein light intermediate chain binding.
AGAUUGAAAAUAUAUAACUACGUCAUAGCAGCAGUAGGGUCCUGACUGGACUUCUGUUUGUGGUGUCCAGGGUAGCGCGAGUUGUGGCUCCUAAGAAGGCGGCUCUCAAAGAAGCUGAAGCAGAGCUGGCUGUUGCCAUGGAGAGUUUGAAUAAGAAGCGUUCCGCUCUUCGCGAGGUUCAGGACAAGCUUUCUCGACUGCAAGAGAAGUACGAAGCUAAUGUGAAGAAGAAGGCAGAUCUUGAAAAACAAGUUGACCUUUGUACCAAAAAACUUGACCGCGCAGAGAAAUUGAUUGGUGGUCUUGGUGGAGAAAAAACAAGGUAUAUCUCCUUCAUUUCUUCUCAGUGUUUUUCCUGUUCUCGAAUUUGUCAUAAAACUGCAGCAAAAAUCGGCCUUUUUUGAAGAAAGGAGCAUUAUUACCCACAUCUCAACGGAAAUAAAUUAGGGACGAAGAGGACGGUGACGAGAACGUCACCAAACAAAAGGUUGAAUGAGCAAAACAAUGGCUGUGCACGUGCGUUAUAAAUCUUUGUACAUUUCUUUGCCGUCCUCUACAAAACAGGAACGUGAAAUGACCAAGUUCUGCGUAGUCUAAGGAACGCGAACGAUGACGGUUAAUUUGUCGUAUUUUUAUUAGAAAGUGAACGCUGUUAUUACAUAAUUAGCCUGAGCAAGUUUUUAGAGCCA